Messenger RNA from Colletotrichum siamense, 858 nucleotides. RefSeq lists its product as uncharacterized. NCBI's taxonomy places the organism in Eukaryota, Fungi, Ascomycota, Sordariomycetes, Glomerellales, Glomerellaceae. The record is from RefSeq and is a predicted model, not a curated record. Bases 1 to 858 code for a protein of 285 amino acids. The transcript is spliced from 2 exons.
AUGGACGAACUGAGGCUUAACCCUGGAAUGGAAGGAACCUCAACGUCGUCGCAGAGUAGUGCUGGGACCCAGUCGAAUAUCGCCUCCUCGAUUAGCUCGAUUGAUACUUGCACGCACAUGAGGAGUUUAAGUAUUGAGGAUAUGUGCGACUUCGCCACCACCGACCCUUCACUGCCAGAACGCAGCCACACUUUGAAGGGCCGAAGAGAUGACAGAAUCACUUUCAGCCUGGACCCUACACAUCAAAAGGUUUUGAAAGCAUCAGAAACACAGUCAAUCGACCAAUUUCUGAGUACCUCAGCCACACGGUACAGCCGCAUCGCUGUUGGUCUUCGUUUCGCCAUCACGCUUUUGAGCUUAGCUACAUCAGCUUGGAUGCCUCUCAAGUUGGCCAAAGAUGACAUAUUCUUAGUUAGCAGACCGAAACCGGAAGGCAAAUAUGCCAGACCCUACGGCCCAUAUUUCGAACACAGCUCUCACGACUUGUCUUCUGCUGCAUCUAGGAAUGGCGGUCUCUGGAAUGCCAAAUCAUCCCUCUUGCUCCUAGGCGUGGUGCUUCUGGAGCUGUUCCAUGGCGAAGUGCUAGAACAGCAGCCAUCAUGGAUGGAAUCGCUCGAUGACGAUGGCUGCCCGAACGAGAUGACUACAUUCUGUGCAGCUUUUCUGUGGGUUGUUAGAGCACAAAAGUCAAUGGAGGAUUACAUUGGCGAAGAUCUUGGGCGUGAGAUGUACGAAGCCAUUCGAAAAUGUAUAUGCUUCAAAUUUGGUCUCGAGGACGACUUUGGCGACUCGAGAUUUGCGGAGUUGGUGUAUCGAGAGGUUGUGGUGCCGUUGGAGAAGUGUUGCCCACAGCUCUAA